CUUUUUGAAAUAAGUUUUUGGGCAGUAGGCAGGCAUAUUACCAGCUCAGAGAAAGUGCCACGACUCCACACUCAUCGGCUAUUCUGAAAGAGAGAACUCAAGUCGUUGGGGCUUAGCGGAGGGACACGAUUAAACAGACAUGGACGUCUACGACCCCCAGACUCUCGGCUUCAUGGUCUUUGGUGGAUUCAUGGUGGUGUCGGCCAUCGGGAUUGCCCUGGUCUCCACCCUCUCCAUGAAGGAGACCUCUUAUGAGGAGGCCCUGGCCAAGCAACGGCGUGAGCUUAGCAAGACCCAACCCCAGCGCUCCGAAAAAAAGAAAAAAGAGAAGGCGUCCGAGAAGAAAGGCAAGGCCAGGAAGAAGGACGAUCGGCCCAACGGUAAACUUCCUGACUCGGAAUCAGUUGCUGAGCCCGUGGAGCUGAUUAGUGAACCUGAGCCUGAGCUUGAACCCGAACCUGCACCAGAGCCCACCGCAGCCCCCGAGCCCGAACCUACGGCCCCCGAGCCUGCUGUUGUUGCUGCCGCUCCCGCUCCCGCCCCUGUAGACGUGGAGGCCCCUCCUGCCCCAUCCCCGAAGGAGAAGAAGAAGAAGAAGGUUGCCAAAGUGGAGCCUGCCCCUGUACUGGAGACUGUCAAGGAAGUGCCUGUCAUGGCUGUGCCGCCUGUAGCAGAGGUUGCCCCGGUGAUUGCCGCUGCUCCUGUUCCGGUCACCAGUGAGUCACCAGCUGUUACCAAGGCUGAAGAGACCAAGACAGCAGCCCCCUCUAAGAAGAAGAAGUCCAAGGCGAAGGCAGAGCCAGUGUCUGCUGUGGUGGACCCUGUUGAUGCUCCCCUGCUUCUACCCUUCAAGACCCUGCUGUCCACAGUCAGCAGCAUGACGUUCAGCGAAGGAGAAACCCAGAAGCUCAUUGAGAUCCUCAGUGACAAGCCCGGUCUGGCUCAGGAUACCUGGCAACUGGCUUCUCAAAAGGGUGAUCCCCUGGCUGUCCUGAAGAAGCAUCUGGAAGAGAAGGAGAAGCAGCUGACAGCUGAGCAGCAUGAUACCACAACUGCCAAGAACCUUGUGAAGGAGCUGACCAAGGAGCUCAACGCAGAGAAGUCCAAGAUGGCGUCGUUGGAGACCCGUCUGAGCUCCGAGCUGAAAGCCAGCUCCCAGGAGGUGAAGGCCCUGCAGACCCGCAUGCAGGCCUCCUACCAGGAUCACGUGGCCGAGACUCAGCAACUCAACCUCAAGAUCCAGAGCCUGCAGGAGCAGCUUGACAAUGGUCCCAACGCACAGCUGGCUCGUCUGCAGCAGGAGAACUCAAUCCUGAGGGACGCCCUCAACAAAGCCACCAGCCAGGCUGAGAGCAGGCAGAACGCGGAGCUGGCCAAGUUGAGGCAGGACUGUGUGCGUCUGGGCAGGGAGCUGGGAGAGAGGACCGAGGCGCUGCAAGUGGACGAGGAGCGCAGGAAAGCCCUGGAGGCGAAGGUGGCGGCCGCAGACGAGCAACUUUCCCAGAUCCAGGCCAUCCAUGCGGAGGGGGAGCAGGCGCUGCUUGAGAAGCUGGAGGGGGUGAGCCAGGAGCUGAGAGUGGCCCAGGAGACCAGCAGCACCAUGCAGACCCAGCUGGAACAGGCCCAUCAAGAAGCCGUCACUAUGGCUGAGCUGCAGGAGCGUGUCACAGCCACCGAGGCAGAGCUGAAGGAGCGCUGUGAGGAGCUGGAGGCCCUUAGGGCCCAGAAGGAGCAGGCAGAGAAGGAGAAGGAGGAGGAGGUCCUCCUAAAGGAUGAGCCAGUAGAGAGCCAAGCUGAGGAGCAGGUGAUUGAGACUGUUACAGAAGCUGCCACCCCCUCAGAACCACAGGAUGAUGUUCCAGAUGAGAUAGAGAUGCUAAAGAACAGUCUGAAGGAAAAGGAAAGCCAGGUAACCACUUUGGAAGAAGAGCUGAAGCAGUUAAGAGACGAACUGGAGCUUGUAAAAACAGCACAGACCAUCCAAGAACCACAACAGAAUGGGGUGAAAGAAGAGGAAGACCAGAUUGUGCAGAUAGAUAGUUCUGCUGCAAACAUGGUUGAAAUUGAACUUUUACAGAACAGUUUGCAAGAAAAAGAAAGCACGAUAACAUCCCUCGAGGAACAACUACAGACAGUGAGAGCAGAGCUGGAGGCAAAGAGCACCAAAACUCCGGAGAGGGAUGUGGACACAGACCAGCUCCAGAUCAGUCUGAAAGACAGAGAGAGCCAGGUGGCAGCAUUGGAGGACGAACUCAAACAACUGAGGGACGACAUAGAACUGGGAAAGAGCACCCAGGCUGGGUCUGGGAGUGAAACUGAAGCAGAACAACCAUUUGAAAGUCUAGAGAAGGAUUCACAGAUGUUGUCUAUGGAGGAGGAGCUCCAGCAGCUGAAAGAGGAAAUGGAGCAAGUCAAGAACAAAAGUAACGACCUCCGUGAGAAGAACUGGGCAGCCAUGGAGGCCUUGUCUGCAGCUGAGAAGAUGAAUGUGGAGAGACUGGCCGAGGCUAAGGGGGCACUGAGCCAAGCUGAAGAUGCACUGACAUCCUUCCAGACAGAAUCCAUUAAGACUCUUCAGAUCCUCUUCCCCGACAUCCCCUUAGAAACUGAGCAGAACAACUGGCUGGACUUAUUUAUCCAGCAAGCACAGGAGAGUAAACAUCUACAGCAUCAGGAAGCUCAGCAGGAGAACAUUCAAACAACAGACUCUGGGGAACUCUUGUCAAAACUUCAAGAGGCAGAGGAAUCACAGAAAACACUACAGGUGGAAUGUGAGCAGUACAGAACAGUCCUAGCUGAAACUGAGGGCAUGCUGAAGGACCUUCAGAAGAGUGUGGAGGAAGAGGAACUAGUCUGGAAGGCCAAGAUAGCGGAGGCUGAGGAGCAACGGCAAGCAGCUCUAGAUCAGGUGAAGGUGUUGGAAGAAGCCCACGAGGCCAUGACAACAGAGGGUGAAAACACAGACCAGCUGAAAGAACAGGUGAUGCUUCUAGAAGCCCAGCUGGAGAAACAGUUGGAAUCUAUUAGCUUCAGCCAGACCUACGCUGAGGAGGUGGCCCAGCUGAAGGGUUUGUUAUCAGAGACACAGAGCCAGCUGGAGGUGGCUAAGUCAGAAGCACAGAACCAGGCAAUGGAACUGUCUCUGGUCAGGGGGCAGCUGAGCGAGGCGGUGGAGUGCGCGCAAAGCGAGGAGACGCCCUCCGAGACCCCCUCUCAGAUCCAAACCCAACUUGAACAGUCCACAAAUAAGCUGCAAACCGAGGAGGAGAUGAGACAGCAGCUGGCCAGUGACUAUGAAGAGACUCAGAAGUGUGUUGCUGCGCUGCAGACCCAGAUGGACCAAAUGAAGGCAGCAGAGGAGUGUUCCUCUGCAGAACUAAAGGAGAGAUUAGAGAAGGAGAAACGGUUGACCAAAGACUUGGGCCAAGCAGCCACCAAGCUGCAGCAGCUUCUCAAGGCCACCCAGGAGCAGCUCGCCAAAGAGAAGGACACCGUCAAAACCCUUCAGGACCAGCUUCUGGGACAGAAUGAAUCUGAAGAGCCAAAGGAAGGGACGUCCGUCUGAGAAGACAGAACAGACAUGACACAACUUGCCAACAUGCCUUAAAACUUUAUACUCAUUGUUUUAUUGUCUUCUACUCUGUAUCGUAGUUUAUUUAGUUGAACAGUAUCAAUUGUGUUAAGGUACAGGGAGUAUAGCAGUUUUGUGUAUGCAUUUUUAUUAUGUUGAAACCAACAAUCAAUUGAGGAUCUGUCUGGCUAUGUCAGAAAGCUCCUGUGUUUUUACCUUUACAUUCCUAAGAACACUUAAAUUGUCCAGUGUUAUUCAAAAGGGAAAAUGCUUGCAUGUUACACGUGCAGCGACUGGUGCAAUCACUUUGUUCUCUUGUCUGACCUUUUGUAUGAAAAGUAAGGUUAUUCAUGGUACAGAGGCAAUUCAACAUUCGUGCAUUUUACUCUUUGUAGUGGAUUGCUACCAAAUGUGAGAAUUUGUAACUAAAUAAAAUAUGUAGACAAGUA
Molecule: messenger RNA, 4020 nt
Organism: Osmerus eperlanus (European smelt)
Lineage: Eukaryota; Metazoa; Chordata; Actinopteri; Osmeriformes; Osmeridae
Gene: rrbp1b
Product: ribosome binding protein 1b
Exons: 30
Coding region: 140-3565 (1141 amino acids)
Biological process (GO): protein transport
Cellular component (GO): endoplasmic reticulum membrane
Source: RefSeq, a predicted model, not a curated record